Molecule: messenger RNA, 2216 nt
Organism: Daphnia magna
Lineage: Eukaryota; Metazoa; Arthropoda; Branchiopoda; Diplostraca; Daphniidae
Product: cullin-1
Biological process (GO): SCF-dependent proteasomal ubiquitin-dependent protein catabolic process; protein ubiquitination
Cellular component (GO): SCF ubiquitin ligase complex
Molecular function (GO): ubiquitin protein ligase binding
Source: RefSeq, a predicted model, not a curated record
CAACUUCGACACAAAUAAGAUUUUCGCAUUUGUGGAGAACGUGCAACGUAGGAUGUUUUACUGCUCUAUUCUCUGAUUGACGAGUUGACGAAAUUUGUGAAGAAAGAGAGAAUAAUAUUGUGAUAGUUUACUUUUAAAGAAUACAAAAUGUUUGGGUUUGGUUUUCUGGAAAUGCCUCGGCCAUUUAAUACCCAAUACAGGUGUUAUUCAGUCUCCAUGUUGCCUGGUCAAGAACGUCAAGAUGUUGAAAAAGGAGGAAAAAUUAUAAUGCCACCCUCUGCCCUGGAUCAGUUGACAAGGCUUAAUAUUGUGUACCCAAUGUUGUUUAAAUUGACAAACCCUAGAGAGGGUCGUAUUACUCAUUGUGGAGUAUUAGAAUUUGUUGCAGAUGAAGGUAAAAUAUACCUACCUUACUGGAUGAUGCAGAACCUUCUUUUAGAUGAAGGUGAUUUGCUUAACAUUGAAAGUGCAUCAUUACCUGUUGCAACCUUCUCCAAGUUUCAACCACAGUCUGAAGACUUUUUGGAUAUCAGCAAUCCCAAAGCUGUUUUAGAAAAUGCUUUGCGUUUUAAAUGGUCAAGUCAAGUGAUGUAAAAGGUGCAAUGAUGUCCAAACAACGUGGCCAAAGCAGUUAUGGGUCUAAAGCACCCAUAGAUCUGGAACACAUUUGGUCAGACCUUUUACAAGGCAUUGAAAAAGUCUACAACAAACAGGCCAUGUCUAAAAAACAGUACAUGGAUCUAUACACUCAUGUGUAUGAUUAUUGCACCAACGUAAAUAAUCAAGGAGGAAGGGGAAAUUCAGUUUCAAUCCCCUCUGCUGCCACUAGUAAAGCCAAAAAGAGUCAGGCGGCUGGUGGGGCCCAGUUUGUGGGACAUGAACUGUAUAAAAGAUUAAAGGAAUACCUAAAGGCUCAUUUAGUCAGUGUUCUUAAGAAUGGAGUUGACUACAUGGAUGAAACUGUACUCAAGUUUUACACACAACAACGGGAAGAAUACCAGUUCAGCUCAAAGGUUUUGAACGGAGUUUGUGCCUAUUUAAAUCGACAUUGGGUGAAACGAGAGUGUGAAGAAGGGCAGAAAGGAAUUUACGAAAUUUAUCAAUUGGCGCUUGUUACAUGGAGAGAAAACUUAUUUCGCCAUCUCCACAAACAAGUAACAAAUGCCGUGCUGAAACUCAUUGAAAAAGAGCGAAACGGAGAUCCUAUUAAUACACGAUUAGUUAGCGGUGUCAUGAACUGCUACGUUGAACUUGGAGAAGAUCAGUCAGCCAAGGGACAGAAUUUAUCGGUCUAUAAGGAGUCAUUUGAGAAUUCAUUCUUAGAGGAUACCGAGCGCUUCUAUACCCGGGAAAGUGCCGAGUUCCUCCGCCACAAUCCAGUGACAGAGUACAUGAAGCGAGCCGAACAGCGGUUAACUGAGGAACAAAAACGAGUGCAGACAUACUUGCAUGAAGCCACCCUUGACAAAUUAAGCAAAACCUGUGAAAAAGUCCUCAUAGAAAAGCAUUUGGAGAUCUUUCAGGCAGAAUUUCAACACCACCUUGCCGACGACAAACAUGAUGACCUUGGGCGGAUGUACUAAUUGGUGUCGCCCAUAUCAGAAGGGUUAACGGAAUUGCGAACAUUGCUCGAAGAUCACAUAACGAUUCCGACGUUCGAUGGCUUGUCGGCCAUCGAACGCGAAGGAGAAGCAGCACACAAUGAUCCUAAGGUUUACGUUACUACCAUUUUGGACGUGCAUCGUAAAUACAACGCCCUUGUGAUGUCAGCGUUUCAUAACGAUGCCGGAUUUGUGGCCGCUUUGGACAAAGUUUGCGGGAAGUUCAUUAACAGCAACGCCGUGACAAAGGCUGCAAAUUCCUCGUCGAAAUCGCCAGAAUUGCUGGCCAAAUACUGUGAUCUUUUACUGAAAAAGAGCGCCAAAAAUCCUGAAGAGGCCGAAUUAGAGGAUACGUUAAAUCAAGUGGUAUGUGGCAUAUUUGAUGUUCUACCUUCCAUGACAACUACCAAAAUGGGGAAAAAACAACAACAAUCAAACAAAACCAAACACAAAACUGGCUUUUCUCUUUUCUAGCUUUUUACCUGGAUCAUGCUUGCGUUUCUAACGAACGAUGGAAAUGUUCUUCUGCUGUGUGUGAUACAUUUUUGUUUGCUAAUUUCUUAUUUCGAUUGUUGGAAACUUAUCACUGCCUCAAAUACAAAGCAUUCAUUUAUA